CAUGAUAGGUAGAAAAGAAUCCUGCGCUUCAGGACAGAUGCUGAUGACCGACCUAAGCUGCCUUGCCUACGUACUGGAAGAAUGGACUGUGGUGGAGUACCUGAAGAAAUACCUUUUUCAUGUGGUCAUUGUCUCACUGACAAUGAGUGCAAUAUUAGUUUUUUUUAUAGUUCCUUUAACAAUCCUCUUUUUCAUUUAUCUUACUAAUAUUUUGCUUUUAAUAUAUCAGAGGAAUGGUGAGGUAAAAGCAGAUCCCCUGAGUGAUGUUUGGGAUAGUGCAAGGAAAGCUAUAGCAAGCUUUUGGGAUAUAUAUGCAAGAAUAUGGCAUGGUUAUGAGCUUCAUGGUGUGGAAAACCUACCAGAAGGACCGGGCAUUCUUGUGUAUUACCAUGGAGCUAUUCCUAUAGACUACCUUUACUUUUUGUCUAGGCUGUUUCUCUGGAAAAAAAGACUUUGCCUGUCAGUAGCUGAUCAUUUUGUCUUUCGUUUACCAGGACUUAAAUUAUUAUUGGAAGUGACGGGCGUUAUGCCAGGUACAAGGGAAGAAUGUCUCAUUGCACUGAAGAAUGGACACUUGGUGUCCAUCUCGCCAGGUGGAGUUAGAGAAGCACUAUUCAGUGAUGAAAGUUAUCAACUCAUGUGGGGAAAUCGAAAAGGGUUUGCUCAGGUUGCUCUAGAUGCAAAAGUG
Molecule: messenger RNA, 688 nt
Organism: Balearica regulorum gibbericeps (East African grey crowned-crane)
Lineage: Eukaryota; Metazoa; Chordata; Aves; Gruiformes; Gruidae
Source: RefSeq, a predicted model, not a curated record